Molecule: messenger RNA, 1284 nt
Organism: Aegilops tauschii subsp. strangulata
Lineage: Eukaryota; Viridiplantae; Streptophyta; Magnoliopsida; Poales; Poaceae
Product: UPF0481 protein At3g47200-like
Source: RefSeq, a predicted model, not a curated record
AUGGCCGGCGGCGAACAUUUGGAUAGGGUGCUCAAGGCUAUGAAUUCCACCACCAUUACCACCCUUAAUCACAGCUUCGACAGCGGAGGCAAGCCGCGUAUCCAGAAGGUCCCCGCCUUCCUCCGUAGCAUCCAGAACGCCGACCGGCUCUACUCUCCGGACAUCAUCGCCAUCGGCCCGUGCCACCGCGGCAAGGAGCAGCUGCAAGGCAUGGAGGACAUCAAGAAGAUGGCUGCGAUGGAGUUCUGCUGCACCACUCAGCACCAGAUCCAGGCUUUCUACCGUAAUGUCCGGGCGGUGAUCGUCCAAGCCCGGGAGUCCUACGCCGAAGACCUCAGCGCCUUCAACGACGACCAGUUCACGGAGAUGAUGUUCUACGACGGCUGCUUCCUCCUCCAGUUCAUGACGAUGGUGGCGCUGGACCGCGGCCCGCCGCUCCAGUGGAAGAUGCCCAACCUCAGCGAGAACUGGGUGCGGCGCAUCUCACGCGACAUCCUGCUCGUGGAGAACCAGGUCCCUUGGGUGGUGCUGGAGGCCCUGAUGCGGCUCAAGCACGUCCUCGUCGACCGCUACAUCGCGGACGCCAUCCGCAACUUCGACGUGCAGUGGGCGAAGCCGCAGAUGGACUUCGAGGGCGCCGACAAGUACAAGCCGUUCCACCUCCUCGACCUGGUCCGGCACCGCCAGCUCGGCCCCUUGAGCAAAGCCAAGCUGGACGAGGCCCCGAGGCCGAUGCUCAACAUCUGCUCGGCCCUGGAGCUCGCCGAGGUCGGCAUCAAGCUCAGCGCCAGCAAGACGGCGCGGUUCGCCGACAUCGGCGUGGGCAAGAGCCCCAUCUUCGGGAAGCUCCGGCUCCCGCCGGUGUACCUCGGCGAGCUGACCAUGUGCUGGCUGACCAACAUGGCGGCGUUCGAGAUGCUGCAGGGCGGGACGUCGGACUACGGCGUCAGCUCGUACGUGCAGAUCAUGUCGGUGCUCAUGAACCGCGAGGACGACGUGCGGGAGCUCCGCACCAAGCGCAUUCUCUACCCGGUGCUCAGCGACCUGGAGACGCUCAACUUCUUCAAGUCCAUCUCCCCGUUUCUGCCAUAUGGGAGCCAGUAUUUCCGCAUCCUGCAGCAGCUCAGCGAUUACCACCAGGACCGGAGGGCGAGGGUCACUCUCCACAAGCUACUGUACAACAACCUCAAGUACAUCCUUACGGCCGGCUCCGCCCUCGGCUUUCUCAUUCCUAUCCUUAGAGGCAUCCUCACCCUCCAGCAAACCAAGCCCAGCGCGGCCUAA